Molecule: messenger RNA, 9957 nt
Organism: Mandrillus leucophaeus (drill)
Lineage: Eukaryota; Metazoa; Chordata; Mammalia; Primates; Cercopithecidae
Product: titin-like
Exons: 42
Source: RefSeq, a predicted model, not a curated record
AGCAGUCGUGCAUUCCCAGCCUCGCCUCGGGUGUAGGGAUUGCAUAGAAAAGCAAAACUACACAGUCUUGACUGUGUAGUUUUGUUUUUAGGAUUAGAGGCUCACCGAUUCAUGUCGGAGAUGGUCAGAAAAACCAACUCUCCAUAGGACGUCGUUUCAGAAGCAACCUUGGGCUUAGUCCCACCCUUUUUAGGCACUCUUGAGAAAUCAGAGUGCCUAGAAAGAUGACAACUCAAGCACCGACGUUUACGCAGCCGUUACAAAGCGUUGUGGUACUGGAGGGUAGUACCGCAACCUUUGAGGCUCACAUUAGUGGUUUUCCAGUUCCUGAGGUGAGCUGGAUUCGGGAUGGCCAGGUGAUUUCCACUUCCACUCUGCCCGGCGUGCAGAUCUCCUUUAGCGAUGGCCGCGCUAAACUGACGAUCCCCGCCGUGACUAAAGCCAACAGUGGACGAUAUUCCCUGAGAGCCACCAAUGGAUCUGGACAAGCGACUAGUACUGCUGAGCUUCUCGUGAAAGCUGAGACAGCACCACCCAACUUCGUUCAACGACUGCAGAGCAUGACCGUGAGACAAGGAAGCCAAGUGAGACUCCAAGUGAGAGUGACUGGAAUCCCUACACCUGUGGUGAAGUUCUACCGGGAUGGAGCCGAAAUCCAGAGCUCCCUUGAUUUCCAAAUUUCACAAGAAGGCGAGCUCUACAGCUUACUGAUUGCAGAAGCAUACCCUGAAGACUCAGGGACCUAUUCAGUAAAUGCCACCAAUAGCGUUGGAAGAGCUACUUCGACUGCUGAAUUACUGGUUCAAGGUGAAGAAGAAGUACCUGCUAAAAAGACAAAGACAAUUGUUUCGACUGCUCAGAUUUCAGAAUCAAGACAAACCCGAAUUGAAAAGAAGAUAGAAGCCCACUUUGAUGCCAGAUCAAUUGCAACUGUUGAGAUGGUCAUAGAUGGUGCCGCUGGGCAACAGCUGCCACAUAAAACACCUCCCAGGAUUCCUCCGAAGCCAAAAUCAAGAUCCCCAACGCCACCGUCCAUUGCUGCCAAAGCACAGCUGGCUCGGCAGCAGUCCCCAUCGCCCAUAAGACACUCCCCUUCCCCGGUCAGACACGUGCGGGCACCGACCCCAUCGCCGGUCAGGUCUGUGUCUCCGGCAGCAAGAAUCUCCACAUCCCCCAUCAGGUCUGUUAGGUCUCCAUUGCUCAUGCGUAAGACUCAGGCAUCCACCAUGGCCACAGGUCCCGAAGUGCCACCCCCUUGGAAGCAAGAGGGAUACGUGGCCUCCUCAUCUGAGGCUGAGAUGAGAGAGACAACGCUGACAACCUCUACUCAGAUCAGGACAGAAGAGAGAUGGGAAGGGAGAUACGGUAUCCAGGAGCAAAUGACCAUCAGUGGCGCUGCGGGUGCUGCCGCCAGUGUGUCGGCCAGUGCUACCUACGCAGCAGAGGCUGUUGCCACUGGUGCUAAAGAGGUGAAACAAGAUGCUGACAAAAGUGCAGCUGUUGCGACUGUUGUUGCUGCCGUUGAUAUGGCCAGAGUGAGAGAACCAGUGAUCAGCGCUGUAGAGCAGACUGCUCAGAGGACAACCACGACUGCUGUGCACGUCCAACCUGCUCAAGAACAGGUGAGAAAGGAGGCGGAGAAGACUGCUGUAACUAAGGUAGUAGUGGCCGCCGACAAAGCCAAGGAACAAGAAUUAAAAUCAAGAACCAGAGAAGUAAUUACCACAAAGCAAGAGCAGAUGCACGUAACUCAUGAGCAGAUAAGAAAAGAAACUGAAAAAACAUUUGUACCAAAGGUAGUAAUUUCGGCAGCUAAAGCCAAAGAACAAGAAACUAGAAUUUCUGGAGAAAUUACUACGAAACAAAAACAAGUAACUCAAGAAACAAUAAGACAGGAAACUGAGAUAACUGCUGCAUCCAUGGUGGUAGUUGCCACUGCAAAGUCCACAAAACUAGAAACAGUCCUGGGAGCUCAAGAAGAAACUGCCACACAACAAGAUCAAAUGCACCUAAGUCAUGAAAAGAUAAUGAAGGAAACUAGGAAAACAGUUGUACCUAAAGUCAUAGUUGCCACACCCAAAGUCAAAGAACAAGAUUUAGUAUCAAGAAGUAGAGAAGGCAUUGCUACCAAAAGAGAACAAGUUCAAAUAACUCAGGAAAAGAUGAGAAAGGAAGCUGAGAAAACUGCCUUGUCUACAAUAGCAGUUGCUACUGCUAAAGCCAAAGAACAAGAAACAAUACUGAGAACUAGAGAAACUAUGGCUACUAGACAAGAACAAACCCAAGUUACCCAUGGAAAGGUGGAUGUUGGAAAAAAGGCUGAAGCUGUAGCAACAGUUGUUGCUGCAGUAGACCAAGCCCGAGUCAGAGAGCCCAGAGAGCCUGGGCGUCUUGAAGAAUCCUAUGCUCAGCAGACCACUUUGGAGUACGGAUAUAAGGAACGUAUUUCCGCCGCAAAGGUAGCUGAGCCUCCCCAACGUCCAGCCUCAGAACCCCACGUUGUCCCUAAAGCAGUCAAGCCUGUAGUAAUCCAGGCUCCUUCUGAGACUCAUAUCAAAACUACUGAUCAAAUGGGAAUGCACAUAUCAUCACAGAUCAAGAAAACUACAGAUCUAACAACGGAAAGAUUAGUCCAUGUGGAUAAACGCCCCCGCACAGCUAGCCCUCACUUUACUGUUUCAAAAAUUUCUGUUCCUAAGACAGAACAUGGAUAUGAGGCAUCAAUAGCCGGUAGUGCUAUUGCCACAUUACAAAAAGAGUUGUCAGCCGCAUCUUCUGCUCAGAAGAUCACCAAAUCGGUGAAGGCUCCUACUGUGAAGCCCAGUGAGACUAGAGUAAAGGCAGAGCCCACACCCUCGCCACAGUUCCCCUUCGCUGACACGCCAGAUACUUACAAGAGUCAAGCUGGCGUUGAGGUGAAAAAGGAAGUAGGGGUGAGCAUCACUGGCGCCACCGUCCGUGAAGAGCGCUUUGAAGUACUGCACGGGCGCGAAGCCAAGGUAACAGAAACAGCAAGAGUACCAGCACCUGCUGAAAUUCCUGUUACUCCACCAACUUUGGUCUCGGGCUUAAAAAAUGUGACAGUCAUAGAAGGUGAAUCUGUCACCUUGGAGUGCCACAUCUCUGGAUACCCAUCCCCGACAGUGACAUGGUACAGGGAAGACUACCAAAUCGAAAGUUCCAUUGACUUCCAGAUAACCUUCCAGAGUGGAAUCGCUCGUCUUAUGAUUCGCGAAGCGUUUGCGGAAGACAGCGGGCGAUUUACCUGCAGUGCUGUUAAUGAGGCUGGAACCGUCAGCACAUCCUGCUAUCUGGCUGUGCAGGUGUCAGAAGAAUUUGAAAAGGAAACCACAGCCGUGACUGAGAAAUUUACCACAGAAGAGAAACGCUUUGUUGAGUCAAGAGAUGUGGUUAUGACUGAUACUAGCAUCACAGAGGAACAAGCAGGGCCUGGAGAACCUGCUGCGCCUUACUUUAUUACAAAACCAGUGGUCCAGAAACUGGUGGAAGGUGGGAGCGUGGUGUUUGGAUGCCAAGUUGGUGGCAACCCAAAGCCCCAUGUGUACUGGAAAAAAUCUGGUGUUCCUCUGACCACUGGAUACAGAUACAAAGUGAGUUACAACAAACAAACCGGUGAAUGCAAGCUAGUAAUUUCUAUGACUUUUGCUGAUGAUGCUGGAGAAUACACUAUUGUUGUUCGUAAUAAGCAUGGAGAAAUUUCUGCAUCUGCUUCCUUGCUUGAAGAAGCUGAUUAUGAGUCACUGAUGAAGUCCCAGCAAGAAAUGCUUUACCAGACACAAGUGACUGCAUUUGUUCAAGAACCCAAAGUUGGAGAAACAGCCCCUGGAUUUGUAUACUCUGAGUAUGAAAAAGAGUAUGAAAAAGAACAAGCCUUAAUUAGGAAGAAAAUGGCCAAAGAUACUGUAAUGGUCAGAACAUAUGUAGAAGAUCAGGAAUUCCAUAUUUCUUCCUUUGAAGAGAGACUUAUUAAAGAAAUUGAAUAUAGAAUAAUAAAGACUACAUUAGAAGAACUUCUUGAAGAAGAUGGAGAAGAAAAGAUGGCAGUUGACAUUUCUGAAUCUGAAGCUGUUGAAUCAGGAUUUGAGUUAAGAAUCAAGAAUUAUAGAAUUCUUGAGGGGAUGGGUGUCACUUUUCAUUGCAAGAUGUCUGGAUAUCCAUUACCAAAGAUUGCUUGGUACAAAGAUGGCAAGCGCAUCAAACAUGGAGAAAGAUAUCAAAUGGACUUUCUACAAGAUGGCAGAGCUAGUCUGCGUAUACCUGUUGUUCUUCCAGAAGAUGAAGGAAUCUACACUGCAUUUGCCAGCAAUAUUAAAGGAAAUGCAAUUUGCUCAGGGAAAUUGUAUGUGGAGCCUGCUGCACCACUUGGAGCUCCAACUUACAUCCCCACACCAGAGCCAGUGAGCAGAAUCAGAUCUCUCUCUCCACGUUCAGUGAGCAGGUCUCCUAUACGCAUGUCUCCUGCACGGAUGUCACCUGCAAGGAUGUCUCCUGCACGGAUGUCCCCUGCAAGAAUGUCCCCUGGACGUAGGCUGGAGGAGACAGAUGAGUCACAACUUGAGAGACUGUAUAAACCAGUCUUUGUGUUAAAACCUGCUUCUUUCAAAUGUUUAGAAGGGCAAACUGCCAGAUUUGACUUAAAGGUUGUUGGUAGACCUAUGCCAGAGACGUUCUGGUUUCAUGAUGGCCAGCAAAUUGUCAAUGACUAUACCCAUAAAGUGGUCAUUAAAGAAGAUGGUACUCAAUCACUAAUUAUUGUCCCUGCCACACCCAGUGAUUCUGGGGAAUGGACUGUGGUUGCCCAAAACAGGGCAGGCAGAUCUUCAAUUUCAGUGAUUUUAACUGUGGAAGCUGUGGAACAUCAGGUAAAACCAAUGUUUGUAGAAAAACUGAAAAAUCUCAAUGUAAAGGAAGGUUCCCGACUUGAAAUGAAAGUCAGAGCUACGGGUAACCCCAACCCUGACAUUGUAUGGUUGAAAAACAGUGACAUCAUUGUGCCUCAUAAAUAUCCCAAAAUCAGAAUUGAAGGAACCAAGGGAGAAGCUGCCCUUAAAAUCGAUUCCACUGUCAGCCAAGAUUCUGCCUGGUAUACCGCGACUGCUAUUAAUAAAGCUGGCAGAGACACUACAAGAUGCAAAGUAAAUGUUGAAGUUGAGUUUGCAGAGCCUGAACCAGAGAGAAAAUUAAUCAUCCCAAGGGGGACAUAUAGAGCAAAGGAGAUUGCAGCCCCAGAACUGGAGCCCCUCCAUUUGCGAUAUGGUCAAGAGCAAUGGGAAGAAGGUGAUCUCUAUGACAAAGAGAAACAACAGAAACCAUUCUUCAAGAAAAAACUCACCUCCUUAAGACUUAAGCGCUUUGGACCUGCCCACUUUGAAUGCAGGCUAACACCCAUUGGUGACCCAACGAUGGUGGUGGAGUGGCUCCAUGAUGGAAAGCCACUUGAGGCAGCCAACAGGCUCCGUAUGAUCAAUGAAUUUGGGUACUGCAGCCUUGAUUAUGGUGUUGCAUAUUCUAGAGACAGUGGUAUCAUUACUUGCAGAGCCACUAACAAAUACGGAACAGAUCAUACAUCUGCUACCCUUAUUGUUAAAGAUGAGAAAAGUCUUGUGGAAGAAUCCCAGUUGCCUGAGGGGAGGAAAGGCUUACAGAGAAUUGAAGAAUUAGAGAGAAUGGCUCAUGAAGGUGCACUUACAGGUGUAACAACAGAUCAGAAAGAAAAGCAAAAGCCAGACAUUGUCUUGUUCCCAGAGCCAGUUAGAGUACUUGAAGGGGAGACUGCAAGGUUCCGCUGCAGGGUAACAGGCUACCCUCAGCCCAAAGUCAACUGGUACCUCAAUGGACAGCUCAUUCGCAAAAGCAAAAGGUUCAGAGUUCGCUAUGAUGGUAUCCAUUACCUGGACAUCGUGGACUGCAAAUCAUAUGACACAGGUGAAGUGAAGGUCACCGCAGAAAAUCCUGAAGGUGUGAUAGAGCAUAAAGUGAAGCUUGAGAUUCAACAGAGGGAAGAUUUUAGGUCUGUUCUUAGGAGAGCUCCUGAACCAAGGCCCGAGUUUCACGUACACGAACCAGGAAAGCUUCAGUUUGAAGUACAAAAAGUGGAUAGACCUGUUGACACCACUGAAACCAAAGAAGUUGUGAAGUUGAAAAGGGCUGAAAGAAUUACCCAUGAAAAAGUGCCCGAAGAGUCGGAAGAGCUGCGCAGUAAAUUCAAGCGCAGAACAGAAGAGGGCUAUUAUGAAGCCAUUACCGCUGUGGAGCUCAAGUCUCGAAAGAAAGAUGAAUCCUAUGAGGAACUCCUCAGGAAGACAAAAGAUGAACUUCUCCACUGGACCAAAGAGUUAACUGAAGAGGAAAAGAAAGCUCUUGCCGAAGAAGGCAAAAUCACGAUUCCAACUUUUAAACCUGAUAAGAUUGAACUAAGUCCUAGUAUGGAGGCUCCAAAAAUCUUCGAAAGAAUCCAAAGCCAAACAGUGGGCCAAGGAUCUGAUGCACACUUCCGGGUCAGAGUCGUGGGGAAACCAGACCCUGAAUGUGAAUGGUACAAAAAUGGUGUCAAAAUUGAACGGUCUGACCGGAUCUACUGGUACUGGCCCGAAGACAAUGUUUGUGAAUUGGUCAUAAGAGAUGUGACUGCUGAGGACUCUGCCAGCAUCAUGGUAAAAGCCAUCAACAUAGCUGGAGAAACCUCCAGUCACGCAUUCUUACUUGUCCAAGCCAAGCAAUUGAUCACUUUCACACAGGAAUUACAAGAUGUUGUUGCUAAGGAAAAAGAUACUAUGGCAACCUUUGAAUGUGAAACUUCAGAACCAUUUGUCAAAGUGAAAUGGUAUAAAGAUGGUAUGGAGGUUCAUGAGGGAGAUAAAUACAGGAUGCACUCUGACAGAAAGGUUCACUUCCUCUCCAUACUGACCAUUGAUAUGUCUGAUGCUGAAGAUUACAGCUGUGUACUUGUGGAAGAUGAAAAUAUCAAAACAACUGCUAAACUUAUUGUUGAAGGUGCAGUUGUUGAGUUUGUGAAGGAACUUGAGGACAUAGAAGUUCCAGAAUCAUAUUCAGGAGAAUUAGAGUGUAUUGUAUCCCCAGAAAAUAUAGAAGGAAAAUGGUAUCAUAACAAUGUGGAGCUUAAAUCCAAUGGCAAAUACACAAUUACAUCUCGUCGUGGACGUCAGAACCUCACAGUCAAGGACGUAACCAAGGAGGACCAGGGAGAAUACAGCUUUGUCAUUGACGGAAAAAAGACAACCUGUAAACUAAAGAUGAAACCCCGCCCCAUUGCUAUCCUACAAGGACUUAGUGACCAAAAAGUCUGUGAGGGUGACAUUGUUCAGCUUGAAGUUAAAGUCUCCUUGGAAAGUGUGGAAGGUGUCUGGAUGAAAGACGGCCAAGAAGUGCAGCCCAGUGACAGGGUUCACAUUGUGAUAGACAAACAAUCUCAUAUGCUGCUCAUUGAAGACAUGACUAAGGAAGAUGCUGGAAAUUACUCUUUCACCAUUCCAGCCCUUGGCCUCUCCACCAGUGGGCGUGUCUCUGUCUAUAGUGUGGACGUGAUAACACCUCUAAAAGAUGUUAAUGUGAUUGAAGGCACAAAGGCUGUGCUUGAAUGUAAGGUCUCAGUCCCUGAUGUGACUUCUGUUAAGUGGUACUUAAAUGAUGAACAAAUCAAGCCUGAUGACCGUGUGCAUGCCAUUGUAAAAGGUACUAAACAGCGGCUAGUCAUUAACCGAACUCACGCUUCAGACGAAGGACCCUACAAGCUGAUAGUUGGCAGAGUUGAAACCAACUGUAAUCUCUCUGUAGAAAAAAUUAAAAUUAUCAGAGGUCUUCGUGACCUUACCUGUACAGAAACUCAAAAUGUGGUGUUUGAGGUUGAGCUGUCCCACUCUGGAAUUGAUGUCUUGUGGAAUUUUAAGGACAAGGAAAUCAAACCCAGUUCUAAAUAUAAAAUCGAAGCACACGGAAAAAUAUAUAAACUGACAGUUCUAAAUAUGAUGAAAGAUGAUGAAGGAAAAUAUACAUUUUAUGCGGGAGAAAAUAUGACAUCUGGAAAACUUACUGUGGCAGGUGGGGCCAUCUCCAAGCCACUCACAGAUCAGACCGUAGCUGAAUCCCAGGAAGCUGUGUUUGAAUGUGAAGUUGCCAACCCAGAUUCCAAAGGCGAAUGGUUGAGGGAUGGCAAACACCUACCACUGACUAACAACAUCAGAAGUGAGUCUGAUGGCCACAAAAGGAGACUUAUCAUUGCUGCCACCAAAUUAGAUGACAUUGGAGAAUAUACCUACAAGGUGGCCACCUCCAAAACAUCUGCCAAACUCAAAGUUGAAGCUGUCAAAAUUAAGAAGACUCUGAAGAACCUCACAGUGACAGAAACACAGGAUGCUGUUUUCACUGUCGAGCUUACACACCCUAAUGUCAAAGGUGUCCAGUGGAUCAAAAAUGGAGUUGUGCUGGAAUCCAAUGAAAAGUAUGCUAUCUCUGUCAAAGGAACAGUUUACUCUCUGAGGAUUAAAAACUGUGCCAUCGUGGAUGAGUCUGUUUAUGGCUUCAGGCUUGGAAGGCUAGGAGCCAGUGCCAGACUGCACGUGGAGACUGUCAAGAUCAUUAAAAAGCCAAAGGAUGUGACAGCCUUGGAAAAUGCCACGGUUGCCUUUGAAGUUAGUGUUUCCCAUGACACCGUUCCAGUAAAAUGGUUCCAUAAGAAUGUGGAAAUUAAGCCAAGUGACAAACACAGACUGGUCUCAGAAAGGAAGGUCCACAAGCUGAUGCUGCAGAACAUCUCCCCCUCAGAUGCUGGGGAAUACACAGCUGUGGUGGGGCAAUUGGAAUGCAAAGCAAAACUGUUUGUGGAGACAUUACAUAUUACAAAAACCAUGAAAAAUAUCGAGGUGCCUGAGACCAAAACUGCCUCUUUUGAGUGUGAGGUGUCCCACUUCAAUGUCCCUUCCAUGUGGCUGAAGAAUGGUGUGGAAAUUGAGAUGAGUGAAAAGUUCAAGAUAGUUGUGCAGGGAAAACUCCACCAGCUGAUCAUCAUGAACACCAGCACAGAGGACUCGGCAGAAUACACAUUUGUCUGUGGCAAUGACCAAGUCAGCGCCACCCUGACAGUCACCCCUCGUCAUAUAGAAUUUAGGAAACACAUUAAGGACAUUAAGGUUCUGGAGAAGAAGCGAGCCAUGUUUGAAUGUGAAGUUUCUGAACCUGAUAUCACUGUACAGUGGAUGAAAGAUGACCAGGAACUGCAGAUCACAGACAGAAUAAAGAUUCAGAAGGAGAAAUAUGUCCACCGCCUUCUGAUCCCAUCCACCCGGAUGUCUGAUGCUGGGAAGUACACAGUGGUGGCAGGAGGCAACGUGUCAACUGCAAACCUCUUUGUAGAAGGCAGAGAUGUUCGCAUCCGAAGUAUUAAAAAGGAGGUUCAGGUAUCCAUCGCUAAGCCCCCACCCCAAACAGAAACUGGGAUAAUCAGAGUUUUGCAUGCUCUCCUGUGUUUUUACACUUUUUUAUGGGCUAUUUGUCAACAUUUACUCCUAGCUCCUGAACCGCCCCAAGUUCUGCAGGAGCUCCAGCCUGUCACUGUGCAGUCUGGCAAGCCGGCCCGCUUCUGUGCCGUGAUAUCCGGCAGACCACAGCCCAAAAUUUCCUGGUACAAGGAAGAGCAGCUGCUUUCCACUGGCUUCAAGUGCAAAUUUCUUCAUGAUGGGCAAGAGUACACGCUUUUGCUAAUUGAAGCCUUCCCAGAGGAUGCGGCAGUCUAUACCUGUGAAGCCAAGAAUGACUAUGGAGUUGCCACAACAUCAGCUUCACUCUCAGUGGAAGUUCCAGAAAUUGUGUCUCCCGAUCAGGAAAUGCCAGUUUAUCCACCUGCCAUCAUCACCCCGCUUCAGGACACUGUCACUUCUGAAGGGCAGCCAGCCCGUUUUCAAUGCCGGGUUUCUGGAACAG